CACGUUAAAUGAACAUGAUCCCUCCUUUACCCAGUUCAUUUGCUAAUCGAAUGCUUAGAUCAUUAAGUGCACAUAAGAUAUCUCACAGUGGGGAAGACCACGGGGGACCUAGUGCUUCCAACCACCCAUCCCCAUCCCACUGAGAUAUUUCAUGCUUCCCCUGCCUCACCAGGUCUAGGCCUGUGGAGACUCACCUUUUGAAGAUCUUGAUGAUCAAGCGAGCUGUCUCCAGCCUCUCUGCUGCAGUUUCUUUGUCUGCGAGAUCUCUCAUCCAAAGCCUUCCAUUUUUGAGAGGUUUUUGUGUGUCUGCAAGGUUUUUUUGUGCUGCGAGGUUGUUUUUGUGUGUGUGUGUUGUAAGUAUUGUUGUUGCUUGUUUUUGUCAUGCCCUGUCGGGCAAAUAACACCUAUGGCCGGCACAAUCUUCAAAUCAGUCUAAAAAGCGAGCAGGCUAUUAUAACUGAGUUUCUCUGCUUGCACCAUAUACCAGCGGAUGCAGCUAGGACUCCAAGCUCUCUAUGGGUUACUAUCCCAGCAGGAAGAGGCAGAGAAAGCGAAGGAACAAGAAGCAAAAGCGAGGCUGCCCAGCUGGUGUGCUAGUGAGGCUACAUAAGCACCCAAACAAACCACCGCUUCCGAGCAUUUUUCUUGCCAACAUAAGAUCCCUCGCCAACAAAAUGGGGCUCAGAAACAAGAGAGUGCUCAAUUGCUUGAUGAGACACAUCCAGGACCUCCUCAUGAAUCCUCCUCUAUGAUUGGAAAGACUUUUAUGGGUCCAGGAGGCCUCUUGGCCCCAUUUGGAUUCGGGUUGAAGAACAAAAAGAAAAUGGAGUCAAAACACCGAGCAGCUGAGAAAGCUGGGAAAAGGAGCCGUCAAGGAACUUGGGUACGAACUGGGCGGAAGACCCUAAAGGAGGAAGCCAUCAAUUCAGAGAUCCAGCGCUGGAGCUUCAGGAAUGUCCACUACCAGGACGCCAAAGGGCCGCGAGAGCUUUGCAGCCAUCUCCAUCGCUUUUGCCAUCAAUGGCUGCAGCCGGAAAGGCACACCAAGGCCCAGAUGUUAGAUCUGGUGCUUCUAGAGCAGUUCCUGGCUCUCCUGCCUUCAGAGAUGGAGAGCUGGGUGCGGGAGUGUGGAGCAGAGACCAGCUCCCAGGCGGUGGCCCUGGCUGAAGGCUUCCUUUUGAGCCAAACAGAGGAGCAGAAGGAGCAGGGAGAACUGCAGUUACAGAUUCUGGAGAUGAUCACUGAACAUCCCAUGAGGAGGAGAGACCUGUCUGAUCCCCCUCAGGAGCUGCUUCCCACUGUCCCCUCCCAGAAUGACCAAAGUUGGGACACUUCUCGAGGGGACAGAACAAUGUCGCUGGUCUUUGUAGGGGCAUCUCCUUUUUCUGUUGGCGCUGAGACAGCAGCUGGAUCUCCAGUUCAGGGUCUGGUGUCCUUCGAAGAGGUGGCUGUGGAUUUCUCUGAGGAGGAGUGGGCUCAGCUGGAUCCUCAUCAAAAAGCUCUCCAUGGAGAAGUCAUGCUGGAAAACUCCAGGAAUGUGGCCUCGCUGGGAAUUCAGAGAACCUUGCCCCGUACUCCACAGAAACGAACAAACACAGGAGGCAAGCCAUAUAAAUGCUUGGAAUGUGGGAAGAUCUUCAGCAAGAGCAGCAAUCUCACGUCCCACAAAAGAAUCCACACAGGGGAGAAGCCGUAUACAUGCCUAGAAUGCGGAAAGAGCUUCAGUCGGAGCAGUAGCUUCUCAGCGCAUAAAAGGAUCCACACAGGAGAGAAACCGUACGAAUGCCUGGAAUGUGGAAAGCGAUUCAGUGAGAGUAGUCAUCUCAUUGCACAUAAAAGGAUACACACGGGGGAAAAACCUUACGAAUGUAUAGAAUGUGGGAAAAGCUUCAGUCAGAGCAGUAGCUUUGCCGCACAUCGAAGAAUCCACACCGGGGAGAAACCCUACAAAUGUAUGGAGUGUGGGAAGAGCUUCAAUACAAGUACACACCUGACUUCUCACAAAAGGAUCCAUACAGGAGAAAAACCGUACAAAUGCACAGAGUGCGGAAAGAGCUUCAGCGAAAAUGGGGCUCUUACUUCACAUAAGAGGAUCCACACCGGGGAGAAACCAUACAAAUGCAUGGAGUGUGGAAAGUGCUUCAGUCAGAGCAGCUCCUUUACUCUUCAUAAAAAGACAUACACAGGGGAAAAACCCUACAAAUGCAUAGAAUGUGGAAAGGGCUUUAGUAUGAGCAGCCACCUGCUUUCUCAUCAGAGGACUCAUGCGGGGAAAAAGUCGUAUAAGUGCUUGGAGUGUGGAAAGAGCUUCACACAGAACUUCAGCCUGACAGUCCAUCAGAGAACUCACACUGGGGAAAAACCUUAUGAAUGUGUGGACUGUGGAAAGUGCUUCAGCCGCAGCCAGCACCUCAUUCAACACAGAAGCAUCCACACAGGGGAGAAACCAUUUCAAUGCACUGACUGCGGAAAGUGCUUCAGCCGCAGCCAGCAUCUUGCCCAGCAUCGAAGUAUCCACACAGGAGAGAAACCGUACAAAUGCAUGGAGUGUGGAAGGCGCUUCAGCAAUAGCGGAAGUCUAAAUACACACCAGAGAACUCAUACUGGAGAGAAGCCCUAUAAAUGCCUCGAGUGUGGGAAGAGCUUCAGCAAGAGCAGUAACCUUACAGCCCAUAAGCGGAUCCAUACGGGUGAGAAGCCCUAUCAAUGCUUGGAGUGUGGGAAGAGCUUCAGCAAGAGAGGGAACCUUUAUAAACAUCAGACAAUUCACACAGGAGAAAAACCUUACACAUGCAUGGAAUGUGGAAAGAGUUUCCGGAUGAGUGGGAAUUUUUAUAAGCAUCAGAGAAUCCACACAGGAGAGAAACCAUAUGAAUGUCUGGAGUGUAGGAAGCGCUUUGCUCUUAGGCAUCAGUUGACUUCGCAUCAAAGAACUCAUGCUGAUGAGAACCCAUUUCAAUGCUUAGUGUGUGGCGAGGAGUUUAAAUAUAGUGAGCAACUUACUCAGCAUGAAACCACCCACACAGCAUCCAGCCAAGAUGGAGACUUAGUUGGAGAAACUUCAGCUCACUUUGAGACCUCCUAUUUCUCUUUGUAUCCUGACAAUUGUUUAAUCUCCUUUAUUUGGUCUGGAAACCGGUGAUUAUUGUCUCUUUUGGUAUUUGGGGCAGUUUGUGAAUAAUCUGAACCAAGAGACAUAAUAUUGUAGCCCUCUCUUCUGGCAACAUCUGAAUGGAAACUGAGCUUAUAAUUGAUAAAUAACUACAGCUUCAAUCAUUUUUUUAAUGAUUGGUAAUAUUUAUAUUGUAAACAAUGUAGUGGAGAAUGGGCUCAGUCAACUGGAAGCUAUCCAUAACAGAACUGCAGAAGGCAAUUACAUUCUGUGAUUGACCUGGAAUCUCAUCCAGAAGGGCCUCUAGAAGGCUCUUGUUACAACAGAUGUGUGAUAUGAAAUAUCAAUUAAGACAUGAGUAAGAAUUGGAUUCAUCUUUCCACAGAUAUUCAUGGGUGGAGCCAGAAAUGCCAUACUCAUGGAUGUUAUGCAAACGUGGCCUGUAAUAUCUAUGUGGCUUCAACUGUUGCCUUUUCUUGUCCCCAUUACAUUUGAUGUGCUUUGAUGAAUUAUGAUAGACUUCCUUAUCUUAAUUUUCAAAGAUCUUCUGAACCCUGCUCAUGUUAAUAAAAAGGCUUAAAUGGGAUCCAUUCAAAAUCUCUUAGGAUGAUGCCAAACAAAUGGCUGGUAAUUGGCAGACUUUUUCAAAUGACAUCCUUUUGGUGAAGAAUCUGAAAUAUUAUAUUCUUGUUCCUGCAACUUUCACCAUCCAACAGUCUGAAAUUUUCCUCCAGAUAUGGCAGGUUUUAUCUACUUGGGUUGAAACCUCUUUGGAGGGGCUUGCUCAUGAUCUGGUCUUAAUUGGACACCAGUUCAUAAUAAAAUGUCAACACAAUUUUUUCUGAUCUAACUGGAUCUCUCACUCAGCCAAUGCGUCUUUGAAAGCUCUUAAAAGUUACUUAGAUUUGUUACAGUUUUAUUGUAGUCUUGCAACUUCUAUAGUGAUGUAAAUUUUUUUACAGAGUUUUCUGUAAUUACAGGUAUAUAAUUUAUACUUUUUAUUGUGGUUUCUUUUUAAGUGUUUUAUUGCAACAGUGAAAUAAUUUUGCCACCUUUCUGUUUAAUAGGAGACUGUAGAUAAAGAGAUGCAAAGAAUGUUGCCCAUGUCACAGAAAUAAGGAUUUUUAAAACUUUUUUCAUCCUGACUCUGUUCCCACAAUACCUACAACCUUCUAUUAUUUUUAAAUUUAGAGGCUGGGUGAUUCCAGGACAAUUUUGGGAGACUAACACUUUAAAAAGAGCCGAGGUGGCGCAGCAGUUAGAGUGCAGUACUGCAGGCCACUUUAGCUGACUGUGUUCAGCAGGUCAGCGGUUCAAAUCUCACCGGCUCAAAGUUGACUCAGCCUUCCAUC
Molecule: messenger RNA, 4464 nt
Organism: Crotalus tigris (Tiger rattlesnake)
Lineage: Eukaryota; Metazoa; Chordata; Lepidosauria; Squamata; Viperidae
Product: zinc finger protein 2 homolog
Exons: 7
Coding region: 749-3142 (797 amino acids)
Biological process (GO): regulation of DNA-templated transcription
Source: RefSeq, a predicted model, not a curated record